AUGAAUAAAGACGUUAAUAAUAAUAAUAAUCGUAUAACUUAUCAUGACAAUUCUUCUCAUGCUUCAUCUUCAAAACUUCCAUCAACUCCUCUUAUUACUACCGAGCAAAGUAUGACUCCUCCUGCAAUGCAAUCAAAUUCUUCAAAUGUCGUAAUUGCUCUCAUUCAAGCAAGCUCUUCUAAUACUGAAUUUGGUCAAUCUGGUGAACAGAAUAAUUUACGUCAUGGUUUCAAAUAUUUACCUUGUGAACUUGAUAAUUUGUUUCCAUAUAUACAAUAUCGUAAUUCGGAAAUAUCUCCUUAUGGUGUACGUCUUUCUAAAGAAGAUGCUAGCUUAUCUGUAUGGAUUAGUGGCGACCAGUUAACUACUACUACUGAUUUUGGUUUCUCAAUGGCUAGAGCUAAUUGCUCUGUUAAGGAAGGUCAAUGGUUUUAUGAAGUUUUCAUUGAUCGAGGUGGUGAAGGAAAAAUUGAUGGAAAAGAUGCUGCUCACGUCAGAGUCGGAAAUCGUAACUCCCCUGUUGGUUCUGAUGCUUAUAGUUACGGUUUUAGAGAUCUUACUGGUCAUAAAAUACAUCAAUCAAGAUUGUAUCCCUAUGGUGACCCUUUCAAAACUGGUGAUGUUAUUGGCCUUUAUAUAAGUUUACCUUCAUUAAAAAAAGUUAUUCCUGGCUAUCAACCAAUUAGUCCAAAAAGGCAAAGAAUUCCUAUAUUAUUUAAAGGUGAUACUAUGUUUGAAUAUAAAGAUUUUAAACCUACUCAUAAAAUGAACCAACUAUUGGAGUUACCUGAAAAGAAAAAUGAAAAAAAGUACUGGUGGCAACAAAAGCAAGACGAAGCAAAACCUCUUUCAACUUCUCAACCUCCUUUAAUUUCUUCCUUACCUGGCUCAAAGAUUAUAGUUUAUAAAAAUGGUGUAUGUCAAGGUGUCGCUUUUGAAAAUUUGUUUUCAUUUUUCCCCACCGUUGAUGAAUACACUAAUGAUGACGAUUUGACUGAAGACGAUGGUUCCCUUGGUUAUUAUCCUGCUGUAUCAAUGUUCCGUGGUGGUACUUGUACUUUAAAUUUUGGCCCUCAUUUUCGUUAUCCUCCACCACCCGAUCCUGAACUUGAAAUUUCUUCUUCGACAUCAAAGAAACCUUCGAAUGCUGGUGAUAGUGUGCGUAAAUGGCGUCCGAUAUCUGAACGAUACAUGGAAUAUGUAGCGGAGGAUAUAUUAAAUGAUAUUGUUGAUGAAAUUGAAAUCUGGGAUUGGAUGAUAUCUCAGAAAAAAUCUCCUAUAAAACGACCUGCCGUUGUGGAUUUAUCUGAUGGUGGUAUCAUGAAAAAAAGGAAAUUAGAUGAAUCAUAUGGUGAAACUUCUGGUGAUACCCCGACAUCUUAUCAUAUAUAG
This is a messenger RNA of Racocetra fulgida, 1392 nucleotides long. NCBI's taxonomy places the organism in Eukaryota, Fungi, Glomeromycota, Glomeromycetes, Diversisporales, Gigasporaceae. The record is from the annotation of a GenBank genome assembly.